GCGGGGAUGAAGAAGACGGUCAAAGAGACUGAUACCCUUUUCCUAGUGUAUUGAUGGUUAAACAGCCUGAUUUACUGUUGUGACAUUACUUUGAUGUUUUCUUUCGUUUUCUCACUUUCCAUUUCUUCCAUGAUACAGAGGGGUAUAUCGGAGCCAUUUAACCCCACAUUAUGAGUAAAAAAUUCAGAUCGCAGGCAUCAAGCAGUCGCGCUGCUGCUGGAGGCUUUGGUGCAUUUUCUAGUUCUUUUGGAGGAUUUUCUACAGGAUUUUCUUCUCAGGGAGACGGCCCCUCGUCUCUAACAUACAUUGCUGAACCCCCGGAUCUUUCCCGGAUAUCAGAGCCACAGCUGGCUAUUGCAUUCAAGAACCUCCUCAAGAAGGAUGACACCACAAGAACAAAAGCAUUAGAAGACUUGAGAGAGUACAUAUCAACAGUCGAAAAUAAGAAAGGAACAGUUGAUGAUGGCUUUCUGGAGGCAUGGAUUAAGAUAUAUCCGCGUACUUCAAUAGAUAUAUCGCGCAGGGUUCGCCAGCUGGCCCAUUCAAUUCAAGGGUCCGUUGCCUCUCUUACGGGGAAGCGUAUCGUCCGUCACCUUCCCAAGGUAAUCGGUGCUUGGCUUGCUGGUCUGUAUGACAAUGACAGACCCGUUGUCCGAUCCGCACAGGAGUCUUUCUCGCGUGUAUUUGCAACAGAAGACAAGAGAGCAAGUGUGUGGAAGAUCUACCAGAACGCUGUACUCUUAUUCGCGGAAGAUGUCAUUCUUCAUCAGAACCCCUUAACCUUGAGUGAUGAAAGGACGACUAAGCCGGAUGAUGCAGAAGCCAAAUAUGCCCGCGUUUUAGGGACUGCUUUGUCUUUGUUGACCCGUAUUCUUAGUCAGGCGUCUGAGGAAGAUCUGCAAAAGGACCUUACUUUGAUUGAGAGUCUCCUCGGAAGCAAACAGUUAUGGUCCUUCUCGCACCAUGAUGAUCCUUUUGUACGCCGGGCUACCUAUCAGCUUCUCCGAGCUGCCGUCGCCAAAGAACCAGCGGCAUUGGACUGGAAGGUUAUCAGUUCGGCAAUCAUUGGGAAAUCAUUGAAUGCAUCCCAAAUAGGGUCAUCUGCCGAACUGUCCGCUUCUCUUCUGCAAGUGACUCAGGUCAGGCCACAAGUCUGGACAGAUGAUUAUUCCGGAAAAACAGCUGCGUCUAAGCGGCUCCGCCAAUACAUACAAAAGGGUUCUCAAGGGGCAUCUAGUUCCUACUGGUCAAAUCUGACCCAGUUGCUAAAAGUUGUUCCCGUGGAGGCAUUGGCAAAGGAGGAUCAUGGUUUGGCAGCUAGUGGAAAGAUCGGACUUCCGGAUGCGAGCUCUUUGAUGGAGGCGUUCCAGGACGGAUUGAACUCAAGGGAGGAGCCGCGACAAAACCUGGCGGUAGGCUGGAAAUCAUAUGUCGAGACUGCAAUUCGGUUCUUGACGCUAUUACCGGAAGACGACACAGCAAAGUUCGUCGAGGAAAGAAUAUUUCCGAUAGUCGAACAAUAUGUGUUCGCAACCCCCGAUGGAUCUCGGUGGACACUUCCCUUCCAAUCCGCCCAGACCUUGUGUUCUGAUUCUGUUGCUGCGCUAGCUCUUCGUGGCUACGACAAUCUCAAAUCUUUAUGGGCGUCACUAACCAACAAGCUACUGCAAUCUGUUAAGCUAUCUUCUCCUGAACAGUCAAAGGACUUCAGAUCGUCGCAAGACGCCGUGUGCGCUCAAGCGAAGCGUCUGUUCACAGUGGAAGCGUCAGUGCUUAAUAGUCUGUCUCCCUCAGGGAAUGAACAUCAAGUUCGAGAGAUUUUUGAGACUGUCGGCAUACCCCUACUGAAAGACUGCCUGGAAGUUUUGCUUUCCAGAAAUGGUAAAUCGUACAGUGCCGCAGCGGUCGUUGAUGAGACUGUCCGUCAUACUCCCCAGAUUGCUAAGCACUCAAAGGAACUUACAAACUUCGUUCAAGAAGACCUUCCCGGCCUUCUAUUCUCGCCUUCUGCUGAUAGGUUGAUGGGAAUAGUCUUAGCAUGUCGGGAUUGGCCAGGCUUCGAGCAGAGCUUUGACAAGGCCGUCGAAAGCAUCGUGGGCGUUGAGCCGGACGAGUCUAACAUCCACGCGCUUGAAAAGCUAUUGUCUACAGUCGACUUCAAAGGCAUCCAUGAUCCCGCCGAACUCGAAAGCAUGGUUAUGCGGAGCGUCUCUAGGGCCUGCAAAGGCAGCCAGCUGAACUGGUCUAUUGUUACAGCUGUUGUCGGAAAUGUGACAUCCCACGGCGAAUUAACAGAUCGUAUCCUUACUUCAAUCAUUGACGGUUUGUCCAAUGAUGAAACUGCUCCGGAAGCUUUGCAUGGUCUAUCUCAGAUCGCCUCUCGGUCUCCUUCUGCAAUGCAGCGUUUCAGGACAGGCGAUUACGGGUCAAAACUAGUUGGGAAGCUACUUUAUCUUAAGGAGUCUCCUUCAGAUGACCUCUCGCAACUUGCAGAAUCUCUGGACCAGAAACUUAAGAUCAUGGUUGUCGAAGACGUGAGCUCAAAAUCGAGUCUAGAGAUACUUCAGCAUAACUUAGCUGAAGUUAGCGUUGAGUCCCUCUCUGUCGACUCCUUGGUUGCGAUUGCCGAAGAACUUAUACAAGCAGCAAGUCCAGAGAAUAAGAAGCAGACAGUGGCUAAUAUAUUACCUUCUCGUCACUUGUGGGAGCGUUCUCUUGAGCCAUUCUUAGCCCUCCCUCCGAGACAGUCAACAGCUAUCACCAGUGUUCUAGGUGGGAUUGUCUAUCUUACCGAUCGUGAUCUUUCGGAAGAUUUCUGGCAAAAAUGGAAUGAUAUACCGCGUGACUCCAACGGCAGUUCAUCUGCGUUCCGAUUGGCGUCAUACGUCACGAAUAUACUGUCUUCAUCUGACUUGGCCCAGUACCUCGAUACGGAGGAGCUCGAGACACUGUUUUACUAUCUUCCUCUGGCUGUGCAACUGAUUGAUGAUGAUCUAAGCAUCGAAGGCUGCAAUAGCAUAACUGGUCUGGAAGCCUCGGAAGAACGGGAAGAGCACAUGGAGAUAGUGAUGGAAGGUCGAUCUAUCAUUAACAGUUGGAUUCGGGUGGGUGGCUCUUCAGUAUCUGGUGAUGCGGCAAGUCUCUCAUCUGCACUUGUCAGUUUUUGGGAAAGCAAGCUAGAGUCCCUAAGAGGCAACUCUCCAGAAGAGUACAGGGUAGGGGAGGCCUUUGUGAAGAUAAUGUCGGAGGUAGACUCUUCGAGACUGGGGAAGUCUGCAGACUUCUUGACAAACUUAUCGAAAGAAGUGCGGAAGUCAAAUGUUAUCCGUUCCGCUGCAUGGCUCUCUGUAUUGCGAGACUCUGUGGUAUCUCUACCGGCCGGAACCAGACUUUGCAAUGAACUGAUUGCCGACGGUACCGGAAUAGAUCCUCAGAAGAAACGCAGCGAUGCUCUCCGAACAUUAUCACUUCUGAAUCUCCUGGCCCAGGGAGAUGAGGAUGUGGCCGCUUCGGUUCCUACGCAGCGACUCGUCUUCCUUGUGAAGAAUCUAGUACAGCGCUGGCAGUCAGAUCUUGAUUUUCUGGAUGUCAAGGCUGAGAUCCUUAAAGUUCUAACCUUCAUUCUUCCUUCACUGAAGGAGAUAUACGGCUCCCACUGGGCAGAGACCAUGGAGAUACUGAGCACUACUUGGAAGGAGACUAAUGGGGGUGAUGAGGGCUUGCCUUUGUUGCAUGCUUCUUUCAGACUAUUUGCACGCCUGAAGUCUAUGCUAAACGACGAGGUCAAUGAUGAUCUUGUGGAUGCGUGGUCGGAAUCUAAAGCAGAUCUGGUGAAUAACCUGAUUUCGACCCUGCAUAAGAUUGACUCUUCCGCCGCGUUCCACCAGCCCCAAAAUGCGACGGCUGAUCUACUAUGCCGCCUGAUUGGUAGUAUUUCGAUAGACAAUCUCGAUAAUGUGGGCGAGAUAUACCCGCUCCUCAAUGCUCAGAGUCGAGGCAUCCAGCGAGCUGCCUAUGAAGUUCUGCACCGUUAUAUCCCUAAGAGACAAGAACAAGUUUCGUUUGACGUCGCCCUAUCGAAGUCAACUGCCGCAUUGCCGGAUGAGCUUCUUUCUCUCUUGCUUGAACCGCCUACUAUGGAGGAAAUUUCCGCUUCCUACGGUGAAGAAAGGACCUGGAUUAGCUUGCGGUCCUACCUUCUUAGCUGGAAGGUGGUAUUUGAUCACUUCUCUAAUGCGUCUCUCACCGUUCAAGAGAAUUACGCGACUAACAUCAAAGAGAAUGGGACAUUGAUUCCACUUCUGGACUUCACUUUCGACUUCCUGCAAAAGUCAAACGGGAAACUUGCAGAUGCGUCCAAGUUCCACGUCCGCUCUUUUGAACUGGACCAGUCCGAGAAUUCUGAGAAAGAGAUCCAGUGGCUGUUGGUGCACUUGUAUUUCUUGUCUCUAAAGUAUCUUCCGAAUAUCACCAAAGCCUGGUGGCUCGAUACGAAGAAGCGUAUCAAAGGCCCUGUAGAAGCGUGGACGGAAAGAUUCAUCUCCCCACUGAUUAUCGAAGACUCUCUAAACAGUGUUUCAGAGUGGACAACUACUCAAGACCCGAAUGAAGAGCGAGCACUUAGCGUCAAGGUUUCGCCGAAAGCGGCCGAACUGAUUGCCAGUAUCCCUGUCGAUGAGGAAUCACCUCCCGUUGCUAUCGUCAUAACUCUUCCUUCCGCAUAUCCUCUCCACCCUGCCAUCGUGGCAGGAAAGAGCCGAGUUCUAGUCGACGAGAAAAAGUGGAGAAGCUGGCUCUUGACUAUCCAAGGUGUGAUCAUGUUCUCGAACGGCAAUCUUGUCGACGGACUGCUCGCGUUCAGAAAGAACGUACAGGGUGCUCUCCAGGGCCAAAGCGAGUGUGCAAUUUGCUAUUCGGUCAUUUCUACGGAUAUGCAAACACCGAACAAGCGCUGCGCGACCUGCAAGAACACGUUCCACUCUGUCUGCCUGUUCCGUUGGUUCAAGAGCAGUAACCAGAGUACGUGUCCUCUUUGCCGGAACAACUUUGUUUAUGUAUAAGGACGUAUGACUGCACAGGUUUGCAAAAUUUGUUUAUGCCCAGGCGCGUUUUAUUGGUAUAGAUUUGGCUAGAAUUUCCUGAUAGCCGCGUCAUCUAACUCCAAUCAAAUGAGUUCUGCACGUGAAGUUCUUGUUUGCUUAUACAGGGCCUUGAAAUACAGGUUGAAUGGACCAGUUGUAUUGGAGUGGUGGUAUAUUGAGCAGGGGAUUCGGAAUGAAUGUCCCUGUUAAGCUCAUGUGAUCGACGUGUCUUAUCCCCCAGGCAGGAUUGGACAUCCCAUUGAUAUAUUUCCGCUCGUCCGCAUUGUAUUUUGAAUUCAUAUAAUUGUAGCUGUAGCUAAAAGAUCGUCAAAUCGCUCCCCAAAUCGCUUCUCUCCACGGUGGAUAACAACAAGUGUAGUGUUACCGCACACAUAGAAUUACUAUCGUCA
This is a messenger RNA of Paecilomyces variotii, 5491 nucleotides long. Its product is annotated as putative RING zinc finger protein. Bases 171 to 5060 code for a protein of 1629 amino acids. Gene Ontology annotation, cellular component: RQC complex; cytosol. Gene Ontology annotation, molecular function: zinc ion binding; ubiquitin protein ligase activity; ribosomal large subunit binding. The transcript has 8 exons. The record is from RefSeq and is a predicted model, not a curated record. Gene Ontology annotation, biological process: rescue of stalled cytosolic ribosome; ribosome-associated ubiquitin-dependent protein catabolic process. NCBI's taxonomy places the organism in Eukaryota, Fungi, Ascomycota, Eurotiomycetes, Eurotiales, Thermoascaceae.